GCUGUGGUGCAAGGCCAUUUUUGCUGGCUACAAACGUGGCCUGCGAAACCAGCGGGAGCACACUGCCCUCCUGAAGAUUGAAGGUGUUUAUGCCCGUCAGGAGACAGACUUCUACCUGGGCAAGAAGUGUGCCUACGUGUACAAAGCUAAAAACAACACGGUGACCCCCGGGGGCAAGCCCAACCGGACACGGGUGAUCUGGGGGAAGGUCACCCGCGCCCACGGGAACAGCGGCAUGGUGCGCGCCAAGUUCCGCUCCAACCUCCCCGCCAAGGCCAUCGGGCACAGGAUCCGGGUGAUGCUGUAUCCAUCUAGGAUCUAAAUUUUUACUGGAAAUAAAAUGGAAAAUCUGUU
Molecule: messenger RNA, 354 nt
Organism: Merops nubicus (carmine bee-eater)
Lineage: Eukaryota; Metazoa; Chordata; Aves; Coraciiformes; Meropidae
Gene: RPL35A
Product: ribosomal protein L35a
Exons: 3
Biological process (GO): ribosomal large subunit biogenesis; cytoplasmic translation
Cellular component (GO): cytosolic large ribosomal subunit; ribosome
Molecular function (GO): structural constituent of ribosome
Source: RefSeq, a predicted model, not a curated record